GAGGAGAGUUGGGGGAGAGUUAGAGCGUCAGAAAUAUAGAGCCGGUCAGACGGUGGGAGCCCCAGUUAAGUCGACCGGACACCGGGGAGAAGAGCCGCAGAAGAGCCGCAGAAGAGCCAGCCAAGAGCCAGCCAAGAGCCAGCCAAGAGCCAGCCAAGAGCCAGCCAAGAGCCAGCCAAGGGGGACAGUUUCUCUACCACUUGUUGGACUAUAUCGGGACUCAAAAACUACUGCGAAACAACUCAAGUCACCCCACUGGUUUAAAUCUCUGCAAAGCUAACAUUUCAAGACUUUAUCAUCAUCAUUAUUAUUUUUAUUAUUAUUAUUUUUUUAAACGCUACCUGAGAGGACAACCAUGCUCAGCCUCUGCCUCGUGUUGAUUUUAUCCGCCUCCGUUUUUUCAGAGUCGGUGAGGGAGACGGAGACAUGGAUGCCCAUGAAGACCACACAGACGGUCGCCAUGUCGACGCGCCACGAUGACCUGGAGUCAUCGGGAGACUCCCCGAACGGCUCGGACUUCGGCUUCACGGACGACGAUUACUACCCCGACGCGCUGUACGACGACGAGGACGACGACGAGGACGAGGACGAGUUCUCUGGAUCUGGUGACGGAGCAACGACCGUGUCGCCUGGAACAGAGUCCAAGACGUCAGCUAAGCCCGACGUGAACGACAACAAGAUCUCGGAGGUGGAGCGCCCGGUGCGGCCAACCGUCGACGAGGUGGACAUCGUCCAGAGCAGUAACGAAAUCCCCAUGCUGCGGAACGAGGCCGAGUCCAGCGAGGAGCACCCGUCCAACGUCCUCAUGGCCCACGCCGGCGACGACAGCAUCUUCAACAAGACGGAGGUCCUGGCAGCUCUGAUCGCGGGCGGCGCCGUCGGCUUGAUGUUCGCCGUCCUCCUCAUCCUCCUCCUCAUCUACCGCAUGAAGAAGAAGGACGAGGGCAGCUACGAUUUGGGGAAGAAGCCCAUCUACAAGAAGGCCCCCACCACAGAGAUCUACGCAUAGACCCUCACCACCUCUUCCUCCUCCUCCUCUGCCUCCACCACACACAAACACACACCUCACUCCCUUCGCCCUUAAAAACCCAAUCAGUGCCUCAUCAUAAUACCUCCUCCUCCUCCUCACUUUUCUUCAGCGGACUGACGCUCGAUAACAAAUCAGGAGAGAAGCCUCGACAACACAAUCGAUUGACUGACUCCUCCUACCUGAUGUAUACUAAUAUUACUGGUGCUCUCUCAACCAAUCAGAGGCUUUGUUGGUCCGCUUGUCUCUCUCUUUUGGUUUCGUCAAACAAGGAAAAGGAGCAACAGACGAGGACUGUUUCAGCUGUGGUACACGGUGAUCUUUUAUUUUUAUUUUUUUUAGUCUUGUGUUUUUAUUCUUUUGUCCCCACGUCGUCGAGAGACAGAAACAACAGAACUUACAACUGAGGACUUGGAGAACUUUUGUUUUUUAACUCCUCUUCCUCGUCGCUUCCCUUCCUCUCUUCUUUUCCCACCUUCCAGUUAAAAACACUAACACUGUGCAAUGACGUUUGUCUCGGUAUGGUACGCAUUAACAGUCCAGUUAUUUAUUCCCCCUCCGUCAUCCUCCUCGUCUUCUGCUGAACCUGUUUCUUGGACUGCAGCUUCUCACAUUACUGUAGCAAAUUACUGCUAACAUUUUUAUUAUAUAUACAUAUAUAUUUUUUAUUUUUUUUUUUGUCAAAACAACUCCUUUGUAAUGCAGAAAAACUUCAGUUUUCUAUUAAAGAUCGCGUCAUGAUUAGAAAGAAUUGAGUUCGUUGUUGUUGUUCAGAUUAAUUUGGAUUUGGGAGCAGCGUCCGUCACUGUAGCGCUGUGCAGUCAUCCGUUAGAACCGAUGUUAAUAAUUACAGUGUUCGUUCAUUUUCAUCCUCACGGUGCUCCUAAAAUUACAGCGAGGGAAGAGAUGGUGAUGGUGAUGAGGGCCGAGGCGUUUCUGCUGAUUUCCACCUGCACACAGUGCUGAACGAUCGCCAUGAGAUGAUUCCGUUAACGUUCUGCACAUUUUUCAGAUUCAGCAGUUCAUUACAUUAGCUUAAUACACCUUUUUUUUUUUUUUUUUUUUUGUCUUUUUUAAACAUUCUUGUAUCUCCUCGUGUGGGGGGGAAAGUCCCAUCAGUCUGGCAGGUAGCGCCAGAUAAGUAAGCUAAACUAAUCCGGGAGAGGAAUUUGCAACUACUGUAACACACACACACACCCUUGUACUUCUAUCUUUUUGUGAGGACCGUCAUUCACAUAAUGCAUUCCCUAACCCUGACCUAACCCUUAAGACCAAGUCUUAACCUUCAAACAGCCCUUUGAAGUUGUGAGGACCGGGCCAAAAUGUCCUCACUUUAUAGGUUUAAAAAAACAAAGUGUGUUUCAGUCCUCACUAUGUAGCGAGUACAAGUGUUCGCACACACACACACACACACACUCUUGCAUUGCAAAGUGUUGUCCUUUUUUGGAGAGUACUUCAAAAGCCUGGAAGAUGUUUGACCACUAUAAUAAUUACCAGGGUUUGUUCUUCACCUACAGGGUGACACACACACACACACACACACACACAGAGAGCUUGGUCAUGUGUGAAGGGAGCAAAGUUUCGACACCAUGACGACGGUAGCUGCCGACCCUCUUUCACAGUCACAUUCAAGCUUAAAGGACAGUUUUUUUUCGGGGAAAUGCGUUCAGAUUGAUACGACUCUCGCGUCUCUGUUCAAAUAUGAAGCUACCACCAGCGGGUGGUUAGCUUAGCUUAGCAUAAAGACUGGAAACAGGUGGGAACAGCUAGCCUGGCUCUCUCUCUCAAACAACUCGAGACAUUUGUAUGAUUACAGAGUUGGCUGUGUGAGAGUUAAGAUGCUAUACACAGACAACAUAACGUUCAUAUCCGAUACAUUUGGGUUUGACUGCACUGGACUUUGGCUGACAUGAGUCGUCCGCGUUUUCUGAUUUUCAGGAACUUCCAUAUCAAAGCGCCAAGUCAGAUAUAUUCGAACUUGAGAAACUGAAUCCCCUUAAAAAUGUAAAUUUAAUUAGUUACCUUUUUUUUUUUUUUUUUUUUUUUUUUUUUUUUGACAGAGCCAGGCUAGCUGUUUCCCCUUGCUUCCAGUCAUUGUGCUAAGCUAACCUAGCUGCUAGCUGUAGCUGCAGACAGAUAUGAGAGUGCUAUCGAUCCUCAGAAAGCAAAUACGCGUAUUUCCCAAGAUGUCAAACUGUACUUCACUUCCUUUUACUGUUCUGUGAAGCUUUCCACUUCAUGCCUGACCACGUAGGUGCACAUAUUCAGUAACUUGUAAAAAAAAACACUUUUAUAUUCAUGGAACCAGUAAAUGUCGCGAUUAUUUGUCCAAUGAAAAGAAAGUUUAAGCUCUGUGAUCGGAGAAACUGGUAGUUUUGGUACUUUGUUUUGUUUUUUAAAUCAUUGGGUUGAUGCUUUCUCAAUAAGCUACACUGACAGUUUGUUAGUUUUUUUUAUGUUUUCAUUGUGGGGUCUAUGAGCUCUCACUGAAGCCAUGAUGAACAGGUUUGAUGCUGACGUUUCUUAGCUGAAGACAGCCGCGCGCAGACUGGUCCAUUAAGGAUUUGUAUAUAGUCAUUAGUUCUAAAAACAAAACAAUAAAACACACAAAAAAAAAAAAUUAUUUACUUGGUACUUAGCCACAUCCUGGCACCGAAAAAAUAUCUACCAAAUAUUUAAAUGCCAAAUUGUUUUUCCUGUUUUUUAUUUUUGAUUCUUUUCCCGAGCAGUAACGUUCAUGUGAUUACUGUAAAUGAGUUUCAUACUACCGAUGCUAAUACUAACGCGCCUCCUCCAUUUGUCUUUUCCUCCAGUAGAUCAACUUGUUUUUUUGUUUUUUUUUAUUAUUAUUAUUAUUUUGUAUUAAUUUAACUGUCAAAUUAUUUUAUUGCCUUCUUUCAGGUUGGGGUGUUUUCCCCAUUUUUAAGCUGUUGUAUAUGUGAUUUUAAAAGUUUUAUAUACACUAGUUUGAGAUUUUCAGAGGCAAAUAGUUUUGAAACUUUUUAUUUUGUAAGAGUUUCUAUUAUCUUUUUAGACGUUUUUUUUUGCUUUUUGUAUUUAUGUUUUUUGUUUUUGUAGAAGGAUUGCUUAUGUGGGUGGUGUUCAUCUCGUUCAGGGGAUGUUGUGCUGAUGAGCCAUGUUGUCGGUAGCAGACCUGGGGUUGAUUACGAAAAACAAACUUUAUCUUUUUAGCCAAAAUGGAGCGCGACGUAUUUGGAAAUUCAAGGUCCCCUGCCUACACGAGCUGCCGCCCAGUUAUAUCAACGUCUGAAGACUCGUUCAAGGCCUUUUUUAUCUCCCCAGAAACAAACAUUUUAAUCAAGAAAACACUGUUUCAACAACAGUCAGCUGACCUCGACCUCAGACGGGAGUCACUUUUUGAUUAGGUUUUGGCAAUUUUUGUGAUUUCACUGUGUCUUUUUCUGAGGGAGUUUAAAUGUGCGGGUCAGCUGUCUCUGACGGGAUGAGCCGACCCCGGCGGAGAAAAAACAAAGUGUUUCAGGUGGUAAUCGGCCCCAGGUCUGGUCAGGGAGCAUGGGAGAGAAAUGUAUAUUCUGCUGCUUAAUGUCACAAACAUCACAUGUGAAUCACCAAUGGAGUGGAGAAGCCAAUGAAUCAUUGGUUUCUGCAUGCAGGUUCUGAUUUUUAUUAUUGGAAAUAAAGCUAUUUUUAUGCACAUUAACAUUUAAAA
Messenger RNA from Siniperca chuatsi (mandarin fish), 4718 nucleotides. RefSeq names its product syndecan 4 (gene sdc4). Bases 356 to 1009 code for a protein of 217 amino acids. Gene Ontology annotation, cellular component: cell surface; membrane. Gene Ontology annotation, biological process: cell migration. The transcript is spliced from 5 exons. The record is from RefSeq and is a predicted model, not a curated record. Lineage: Eukaryota; Metazoa; Chordata; Actinopteri; Centrarchiformes; Sinipercidae.